AGCAUUUUGGUUACGUGACCCGAAAAAUGGCAGAGAAACACCUCGGCUGGGGGUUGCCACAGUAACUACCAGGCUGAUGGCAUCCUUGUGAGUGCCAUGAUUGGUGCAAAACCCUGCAGAUCCCAGGAAGGCCCGUAGUGAAUCGACGAAAAUAAGAAUGCAAGACGGCCGUCAGUUGCACCCCAAGAAGCUUGCGCAUAUGGGCGGGGGCCGGACUCCGAGAUUGAAGGCGGGGAGCGUGAGACAGCCAGGAGCGCGCCCUGACCCUCGCAGCCACCGCAAUCUCAGAGUGCAGGACUAGAGGGAGGGUAAAAACGUAGACAAGAAUGGGGGAAGGGCGGGGGGUGGCCCUUGACGGGGCGCGGAGCACCUUGGGAGACGUAGUCCGCCGCGGACGGAGCACAGCGAGCGCUCAUGCUCAAGGAUGCGGCGUGGCCCGCUGAGAGUUGAGGUGAGGGCGAGACCUCUCUCUAGGGAAGGUUCGGUAGGAGCUGGGAAGACAUGAGACUCAGACUACAGCUACAUGGAAGGCCAGGAAGUGCUGGUUCUCCCUGAAGGCAGGCCUCGCGAAUAGCUUCAGUCUCUGCUUCUGGCCACGACCAGGUUCCGGAAGAUCCGCCCUUGGUUGCUGUGGCGGCGCCAGAGCGGCCCGAACCGGAAACUGUAUUCCAAGGCUUCUGGGAAAUGUAUUUCCGGAACUUGAGCCCGGACCCGCCCGCGUCGGGAUGAACCAAAUUCUCUUUGGGUUUCAAGUUCACCUGUAAUCUUACGGACCGCGGUUUUACCCUUGAUAUCAGGCAGCCCUCGAAAUAGAUGACACCCAAGGACGGAUGACUGCUGUGCCAUCCUGUUAAUAAACUCAGAUGUUCACAAAAGCUCUGCUAUGGAGGAGGAGCCAGCCUCAUUUGCAGACGGGGAGACUGCGUUUCAGAGGCACAGCGCCCUGAGCGGGCAGGAUCAGAAUCUUGAACUAUCAUUGCAGGCUUCUGGCCCAGCGGUCUUGGGCCUUCACAUCCUAUUCUUACUUCAGUUUGGGGCCUGAGAAGGACCAUUGUGUGGCAUGAAGAGUUGGUUGGGUGGGAGCACUUGGUAGGGUGGAGCCACACAGGUAUAGACACUGACUUGGCAGACCUGACCUGGUGUUCCUGAUGAGGCUCACCAUGCUAGGACCUCCAGAAGAUAAUGAACCUGUCAUGGUGAAGCUGGAGGAUUCUGAGGAAGAGGAAGAAGCUGCUCUCUGGGAUCUGGAACCUGAGGCUGCACGCCUGCGCUUCCGGGGAUUCUGCUAUGAGGAGGCAGUGGGUCCCCAGGAGACCUUGGUCCAGCUUCGAGAGCUGUGUCACCAGUGGCUGCAGCCAGAAUUGCACUCUAAGGAGCAGAUAAUGGAGCUGCUGGUGCUGGAGCAAUUCCUGGGUGUGCUACCCCCUGAGAUCCAGGCCCAAGUGCAGGAGCGGCAGCCGAGUAGUCCUGGAGAGGCCGCUGACUUGGUUGACAGGCUCCGAUGGGAGCUAGGUGGACCUCGGAGAUGGGUCACAGUCCAGGUGCAAGGCCAGGAGGUCCUGUCAGAGAAGAUGGAGCCUUCCAGCUUCCAGCCUUUACCUCAAACUCCAGACCCUGGACGUGAGACACCUCCUGGGGCUGUGGAGGAAUUGCCACUGGCAUUUCAGGUGAAAGAGGAACCAGAGGUUACAGAAGAGCCAGAGUUGCUGGAGUCUGGGCCUUUACCUGUACCUGCUCUCCUACCUGAGGCCCAGGGAUACGAGACUGCGCUGGAGCUGACCUCUCCCCACAGUGACACCAGGCCUGAGGGGCCCUCAUGGAGGGAGCAGCCUAGGGCCCUGUGGCAUGAGGACUCUGGGGGCCUCUUCUUCCCAGAUUCCGUGGGGCUGGCAGCACUGAGCCCACACCUCCAGCUUCCCUGGGACUUGGGCCGGCCCUCGCGCAACAGCAACCACAGCACAGACGAAGAAGAUCCCCGCCCAGCCACAGGCCUGUGGCACUCAGUCCAGGUCCAAGGCAGGCCUAACUCGGGUACUGGACCAGGCCGGGGUGGUCGCUGCGACAUGUGUGGCAAGGUGUUCAGUCAACGCAGCAACUUGCUGCGGCACCAGAAGAUCCACACAGGCGAGCGCCCUUUUGUGUGCGAUGAGUGUAGCCGCAGCUUCAGCCGCAGCUCGCACCUGCUGCGCCACCAGCUCACCCACUCAAAGGAGAGGCCCUUCGUGUGCUGCGACUGCGGCCAGAGCUUUGCACGCCGCACACAGCUGGAGGAGCACCGGAGCGUGCACACCGGCGAGCAGCCCUUCCGCUGUACCGACUGUGGCCAGCGCUUCCGCCAGCAAGCCAACCUUCUGCAGCACCAACGCAUGCACAGUGACCCCCCAGGCGCGUGCCCCAUGCCUCCUGCCGCUGCUGGCGCACCGGAGCCCCCAGGCCCCUUCCCGUGCAGCGAAUGCGAUGAGAGCUUCACACGCCACACUGUGCUACUAGAACAUCAAGCCGUGCACACCGGGGAUAAGUGCUUUGGCUGUACAGAGUGUGGCGAGCGCUUUGGCCGCCGGGCUGUGCUACUGCAACACCGGCGCGUGCACAGCGGCGAGCGCCCCUUCAUCUGCGCCGACUGCGGGCAGAGCUUCCGUCAGCGUUCCAACCUCACACAGCACCAGCGCAUCCACACAGGCGAACGGCCUUUUGCCUGUGCUGAAUGCGGCAAGGCUUUCCGCCAGCGGCCCACACUCACGCAGCACUUGCGUGUGCAUACAGGCAAGCAGCCCUUCGCCUGCCCAGAUUGUGGCCAGCGGUUCAGUCAGCGGCUCAAGCUCACACACCACCAGCGAACACACAACAGUGAGAAGCCGCACCACUGUGAUGACUGCGGCCUGAGCUUCGCACAGGUGUCGCGGUUCACCGAGCAUCAGCGUGUACACACCGGCGAGCGUCCCUUCACCUGCGCUGACUGUGGCCAGCACUUCCGUCAGCGUGCCAACCUGGCACAGCACCGGUGCAUCCACACAGGUGAGCGGCCUUAUGCCUGCCCUGAGUGCGGCAAGGCCUUCCGCCAGAGGCCCACGCUCACACAGCACAUGCGCACACACCGACGAGAGCGGCCCUUCGCCUGCCAGGACUGUGGUCGCCGCUUCCACUACAGUACCAAACUCCUCCAGCACCAGCGUGUGCACAGUGCAGAGUAGCAGCAUAGCGCAGACUGGGCCUUGCAGGCGCUCAAUAAAUGGUGGACAGAGA
Messenger RNA from Cavia porcellus (domestic guinea pig), 3243 nucleotides. Its product is annotated as myeloid zinc finger 1. The transcript has 6 exons. The record is from RefSeq and is a predicted model, not a curated record. The coding region runs from base 1149 to 3191 and encodes 680 amino acids. Lineage: Eukaryota; Metazoa; Chordata; Mammalia; Rodentia; Caviidae.